Molecule: messenger RNA, 2394 nt
Organism: Malassezia sympodialis ATCC 42132
Lineage: Eukaryota; Fungi; Basidiomycota; Malasseziomycetes; Malasseziales; Malasseziaceae
Biological process (GO): spliceosomal complex disassembly
Cellular component (GO): U2-type post-mRNA release spliceosomal complex
Molecular function (GO): nucleic acid binding
Source: RefSeq, a predicted model, not a curated record
AUGGCACGGCGCAAGUCGGGGCUGGUGGACGAGGGAUCCGACUCGGAUGACUCGAUCCCAUCGGACGCCGAGGUAUCAAGGCACCAUGCCCCAUCGUUUGUGCCGGGCGGGCGCUCGGCCUUUCCCAUGUUUGUGAGUGCGUCGCAACACACCGAGACGCCCAUGGACGAAGACGACGACGAGGCGACACAGGCCUCAACGACGGAGCCUGCGCCAACAUGGGCCCGUCGUACACCCGGUGCUGGCCUAGGAGCGCCUUUCGCAGUGGAAGAAGAUGAACUGGACGCGGCACCACGCGUCGGAUUGGGCCGGGGCACUGCGCACAAAGACACGGACGGCAGAGCACCGGUCGGCGCGGCGCCCGUACCCGCCAGUGCAGGUCCCGCCCUCUCGCGGACGUCAGGCUCAGGCGCAUUCGACCCUGCUGCGUAUAUGCGGCAGAUGGGCUGGACCGGUGGCGGUCUCGGCAAAGAGGGCGAGGGUAUCGUGAAUCCCAUCGAGGUGCAGAUUCGCCCGAACCGCGCUGGUGUAGCGUUUGGCGGGCGUCGUGAGAAAAGCAAGCAGGCGCGCGUUGAAGAGCGCCGUCGUCAGGGCCUGCCGCCAGACAGCGACGACGAAGCAUCGACGCCCACGAGCGCUGCGCCCCCUGUCGAGAAGGUCUGGAAAAAGGCACGUAAGGUACGCAAGCCCACAGUUGUGUACCGCACAUACGACGAGAUUGUGGCCGAGGUCCGCCCUGAUGUGGAAGACGGCCCUAUUCUGGAUGCGACGGGUGAGCCGAUCGCGGGUAUUUCGUCAGUGGCCGAGGCGCUGCAGCGCCACCCGGUGCCUACGAGCGAAAGCGCGCAGCUGCCCGAGCUGCGGCACAAUCUGGCGCUGCUUACACGUGGCCUGAACGAGUCCUUGAACAAGCUGGCGCACCAUGGCGCUGGCCUGCGCGACAGGGCGCGGUGGCUGCAGCGAGACCAGGAAGCAUCGACGCUGCGCGCGCAGCAGAGCCGCGAAGACCGUGCGCGGGUCGCCUCGACCGUGGACGCAGUGCGUGCGCUCAGUGCCGCGGCCACGAAGGCUCGCUCGCUCGCAGAUUUGCAGGGACCUGCGCUGCGUGUCAUGGAAGUGGAGCGUGCCCACAUGGCGCAGUGGCGAUUGGACGAGGCCAUGGCCGGCGCGCUCGUCCCCGUGCUGCGCAGGGAUCUCGCCUCGUGGGAGCCCCUGGCCGAGCCGCUUCGCUUUGUGACGGAGCUCGCGGCGUGGGCGUCGGUGCUGCGGCCUACAGACAGUGGUACUGCAGAGCGCCCAAUGACGCCGUAUGAGAGUGUCCUGUGGAACCUGUGGAUGCCCCGCGUACGGCAUGCGCUGACGAAUGCAUGGAGUGCACAUGAUCCUGCACCCGCCAUUGCACUUGUCGAGGCAUGGCGCGACGUAUUACCCGCGUUUGUGCUCGACAACGUGUUUGAGCAGCUACUCAUCCCCAAACUGCACAAAGCCGUACAGGCAUGGACGCCCAAGCAGGGCGUGGCGCUGCAUACGUUUGUGCUGCCGUGGCUGCCCGUAUCGGAGGCGCGCCUCGUGCCGAUUCUUGGCGAUACGCGCCGGCAGUGGCGUCACGCGCUGAGCUCGUGGCGAGUCGCUGAUCGCGUUCCGCGCGAGCUACUGGCGUGGCAGGGUGUGUACACGACGAAAGAGUGGGAUGCACUCCUGCUUGAUCGUAUCGUGCCAGCGCUUGCGCGGGCGCUGCGCACACAGUUCCGCAUUGACCCGAGCGCGCAAUCCAUGGAGGUGCUGGAGCACGUCCUGGCCUGGCAGGGCGUGCUGCGGGACAGUGUGCUCAGCCGACUCCUAGAGACGGAGCUGGGCACACCAUGGCUCCAUGUGCUGCAUCAGUGGAUCACGCAGGCAUCGACCAACUUGGCUGAAAUCGCCGCGUGGUAUGAGUUUUGGCGCACCUGGCUGCCGCCUGCCGUGGCGCGCCUCGACGGUGUGUCGCACAUGUUCCAGCGCGCGCUGCAGCACAUGAAUGCAGCGCUGGACCGCGGCGCCGAUCGCAUACACCUACCGCCACCAUCGACAGCGCCGCUCAAGCGUGCCGACGCCGCAGCGGCGCCGCCCCGCACGGCGCGGCACCCGCCGCCCACGCUCGAGGACGUCACGUUCCGCCACGUGCUUGAAGAGGUGGCUACGGCGCACGACUUGUUUGUGCGCCCGCUGAACCAGCUGGAAGCGACGACGGGCCUCGCGCUUUUGCGCAUGUCGCUGCAUGUCGAUGGGAAGCAGGGGACAACGUUCUAUGUGGAUGAUGAUGUUGUGUUUGUGGCGGACGAUACGGGGGCCGAGCGGACUUACGAGCCCAUCUCCGUAGGGGAGCUGGUGCACCGCGCGCGCGCUGAGACGUAG